AAUUAAUUGCGGAUAUAGAUAAAACGGAGAGGAGCGUCUGUCCAUAGGAGCUGACGAACAGGUAUUCCGCUUAUUUUAAGUUUUCCUCGAGUGAGUGGAAAAAGCCUAUGAACUCACUGUUUUAAAUUUAGUAACAGCAGGAUAUCUUCUGCAAUGCCAUUGUAAGCUUUAAUGCAUGAUUAAGGCUAUACAAUGCAGUUGCAUAUCAAGUAUGUAAUCAGACAACCGACCGGUUCAUAUUACUAUGCAAAUCAAUUUGGAGAGUAGUGUUCUAUUAAUAUAGGUUACAAUAUGACAAGCACGCUAUCGUUUGCAAGAGCGCUCACUGUUGAGGAAAAGUAAUCAAUUUGGGUUAAGCGCACUGGCCAAUCCUUUGCUGACCUCGCCAGUAUUUUAGGUGAAUUGUCCUGCAAUAUUUGCAUCUGCAUCAUCGACUUUAAACAGACAUUUAUUGGAUCUUUUUUCUUUUCUGUCAGUCAAUGUUAAUGCUUCGUUGUUCGUCCAUAGAAGAAUAUUAGUGCAGGUAGCAUCGGUCUCCUGCAUGUGCAUCAAUGCGCAGUUUCUGAAUACACGCACACACACACACAUACGCGAACCAUAUGUAUCCUUUGGCAAACAACGUAGUGCUUGUUCAAGAUGCGGACCUCAGUUAAAUAGUGGUUCCUCAUUGGUUCAAACCAAUUAUACAAUGCCUUUGGGAGAGGAUGAAAAUGGAUGGAAAAAGAAGACAACGGAUAUCAAGGAAAAUUAUGAUUUCAAGGAGGUCUUGGGGACAGGGGCGUUCUCUGAGGUGUUCCUGGCAGAGGAGAAGAAGACCCAGCGACUAGUGGCCAUUAAAUGCAUCCCUAAGAAAGCUUUGGAGGGAAAGGAGAACAGUAUUGAGAAUGAGAUUGCUGUGCUACAUAGAAUAAAACAUGAGAAUAUUGUUUCACUGGAAGACAUAUUUGAGAGUCAGACACAUUUGUACCUGGUCAUGCAGCUGGUAUCUGGGGGAGAGCUGUUUGAUCGGAUCGUUGAAAAGGGCUUCUACACAGAGAGAGAUGCCAGCAAGCUUAUUUGUCAAAUUUUAGAUGCAGUGAAAUAUCUACAUGAUAUGGGCAUUGUGCACCGAGACCUGAAGCCAGAGAAUCUGUUGUACUAUAGUAUGGAGGAGGACUCCAAUAUUAUGAUCAGUGACUUUGGCCUGUCUAAGAUCGAGGACUCAGGAAGUGUGAUGUCAACGGCCUGUGGAACGCCAGGAUAUGUGGCUCCUGAGGUCUUGGCUCAGAAACCAUACAGUAAAGCUGUGGACUGUUGGUCUAUUGGAGUGAUUUCUUAUAUUCUCUUAUGUGGCUAUCCUCCGUUUUACGACGAAAACGACACCAAGCUGUUUGAACAGAUUCUAAAAGCAGAGUAUGAGUUUGAUUCUCCAUACUGGGACGACAUCUCUGACUCAGCCAAAGAUUUCAUCAGCCACUUGAUGGAGAAAGACCCAUUUGUGAGAUACACAUGUGAGCAGGCUUUACAGCACCCCUGGAUUUCUGGAGAUACGGCUCUGGAUAGGAACAUUCAUGAGUCUGUGAGCGCUCAGAUCAAGAAGAACUUUGCCAAAAGUAAAUGGAAGCAAGCAUUCAAUGCGACAGCUGUGGUCAGACACAUGCGGAGACUACAGCUGAGCACCAGCCUAGAGGGGCCGAGCCAAAUUACCACCACCAGCCCCUACCACAGACACCUGCUCCUACCUGCCAAAGAGCUUGACCAGGAGGAGGAAGAGGAGGAAGAGCAAAGCAAUUCUCCCAGUGCAGACGGGCGCAGAGGCAGUGCAGAUCGGGAUAGUCUAAGAAGCUGUGCUUACUGCUGUCGACCAACAAGCAGGAUCUGAAGUAGAACUCUGAGCCGAGUGGAACCCAUAGAUGUAUUCCUACCACACCAGUCUGACCCGGAACACAGAGCUUUCCUGGUAGCAUGCGCUAGAUGGAGCUAGUGCUGAUGGUGGAAAGCUCAAAUUAGAAAAGAAAAGACAUCGGGUAUAUCAUUGACAGAUAAGUAACUCCUCCAGGGCCACGUACACGCUGCAAAGUUUUGGGAGUGACAGCCACAUUUAAUUGUGAUAGUGAAUCCCAUAAAGAGUCAAUCAUAAUUGUUGACAUAGUGAUAAACAUAGCAGUUUUGCCAUCUCACGGCUGUAAAUUAGGCCACGACCACACUCUAUCUGUUUAAGUUUGAAACCUCAUUUUCAGUUGCAAACCGUUUUUAACAUUUUUAGUUACCCCCUUUGUCUUGUUUGGCACUAGCUAUAUUUGAAAAAAUAAAUUUUUGUCUGGAGAGGUAUUAACAUUCCCAUCGGCAGAAGCACCAUUUUAUUUGUGUUGUUUAAAGACCUUAUGAAAUAGGGAUGUGCCCGAUGACGAAUACCUUAUUCGGAACCACUAUGACUUCAAAAUGAAUAAUUAAUUCAUCUGAAUAAUAGAAAAAAUUAUUCGGAAGACUGAUCAUCCAAAGAGUACAAGUAUAAAGCAAUAUUUUAAAUAAGCAUAUCCAAAAUUGCAAAGCAAUGAUGAGUAUGUGAAGCCAGUAUUACUAAAUUGUAAACCUUAUGAAUGAAAAUGCAUGUGGUGAUUUCAAGUUCAGAUCGGAUGGCCACGGCCUCGACUCCAUUUGCAGUCUCUGUUUAUUGUGCACGUCUCCAAAAUCUAAGCUUGUCAAGAGUAACAUUAACUAAGGUACUGUAACAUACACAUUUCCCACUAUUUGAAAUGUCUGUUUACACAUUAAUUAAUAUUAAUUAAUAUUUCACACAAUUCACACUUAAGGAUUCAUAAACCAACCUGAGUGCAAUGUUGAAUUCUUGACCAGAAAAGUGAUGAUUUUAUAGCAGAGCUUGUCUGUCCGUCUCUUAAAGCUGACCACAUUUAUAUCCACAUCAUCAGUUAAGGUAAUUAUCUGGUUAAGUCUUUAUUCCCAGAAAGUGUAAAUGCUCCACAGAGGUUUAAAUACUUCACAGAGUGUAAAUCUAUUCAGAAUAUUCCUUCACGAGGAGGAUUGCGUAGAAACAAAAACAUGCAUUUUUUUUUGUGGCUUUUCUCUUAAUGAAAUACAGGCUCACUCUUGCCAAUUAUUCCACUGCAUUUGGCUAAUUGGUGUUGGGGGCAUCAAUAUGUCCCGCUCAGACUUUCAAUAGGAAUUACAUAAACACAGAAAAGAAAAAUCACAGCAUUUACAAAUUGUUGUUCAGUUCGGUUCCGUACACACAAUGCAGACUUAUUGAAAAAAUGGUAGUCGCUACCAGAAUUUAUCGGGAGUGUAUUCGAUUGAAUGUGGUCUUCACUCCUAUAAAUAAUCAAAAUCUGUAGCAUUGAGAAGAAAAGUGAGUGACAACCGUGUUUAGCUGUAGAGUGUACAUGGUCUAUUUCAACCAUCAUUUAUUUUGUCUGAAUAAUAUUUCUGUACCCCAACCAAAGACAGUUAAAACUGUGUUUAUUUAAGUUGUAUAUUUAUUGAAAAAUUUUCAUAAUUUUUUUAUUUUUAUUAUUGAGUUAUUCACAUUCAGGUCUGUUACCCAUAGCAAGCUAGUGAAAUAAUGUCCUAUUAUUAAUGUCUGAAUAUGAAUAAGCGCCACUUGUACGAAGACUUGCUCAGGUAUUCAAGCAAAAUUUAUGACAAUGCAAGGUAAAGUCAUUUUAUCUUUUUAAGACUGAUUGAUGCUAUUUUCUGGCCUUAGUUAAUUGUUCUGUUAGUUUUCUUAGAUUGUUGUCUGUACACUCAAUUUUGUGCUCUGGUUCAGACUGGCUUUGUGAAGUGCAAAUUGGUGUGGCAGAGUAAAAAUAUGUUUUAUCAAUGCUCAAACAGAGAUCCUAUGAUCUUGUGUGAGUAUACCUUCAAAUGACAUGAACAUCUGGACAGAACAGGGGUUCACCGGGUUAAGAGAUUUGAGCCACAGUCCAGGUACAUUUUUACACCCAGAUUAAAUGCAAUCCUAAACCUGGAUAAUCUCCAUUUUUUAAUAAAGAUUUCCUUUCAGUUUAAUAUUAGACUUUGUGGGGAAAAAGCAACCCUACUGGAGUCUGGAAGAGACUGUAGCUCUGCUUCAAAAUCUAGCUGCCUACAUAAACAUCAUUUUAAUUAGUACCAAAAGGUAGGCAGCAACAUGAUGCUGCCUUUUAAGGGGCCGUUCACACCCAACAUGUAAAUUAAAAUCCGU
Molecule: messenger RNA, 4180 nt
Organism: Myxocyprinus asiaticus (Chinese sucker)
Lineage: Eukaryota; Metazoa; Chordata; Actinopteri; Cypriniformes; Catostomidae
Product: calcium/calmodulin-dependent protein kinase type 1-like
Exons: 12
Coding region: 542-1861 (439 amino acids)
Biological process (GO): peptidyl-serine phosphorylation
Cellular component (GO): intracellular anatomical structure
Molecular function (GO): calcium/calmodulin-dependent protein kinase activity; calmodulin binding; ATP binding
Source: RefSeq, a predicted model, not a curated record